Molecule: messenger RNA, 1353 nt
Organism: Penicillium subrubescens
Lineage: Eukaryota; Fungi; Ascomycota; Eurotiomycetes; Eurotiales; Aspergillaceae
Exons: 2
Coding region: 58-744 (228 amino acids)
Biological process (GO): ribosome biogenesis; rRNA pseudouridine synthesis; snRNA pseudouridine synthesis
Cellular component (GO): box H/ACA snoRNP complex
Molecular function (GO): box H/ACA snoRNA binding
Source: RefSeq, a predicted model, not a curated record
CCCCAUUCAACCCACCCAACUCUCUCUCGCCCCCGUCUUCAAUUCAAAUCCGACAAAAUGGGCAAGGACAAGGUCGAAAAGAAGGAGAAGCGCGCUGAGAAGAAGGAGAAGCGUGCCGAGAAGGACGGUAUUCACAAGUCCAAGAAGGACAAGAAGGAAAAGAAGGACAAGACCGCUCUCGCCGAUGCGGUAGAGAAGGAGAUCACUUCUCAGCUCUCGGAGGGUCUGGAGGCUGCUGCUGGUGUCGCCGAUGUUGAGGUCGAUGCCAUGGCUAUCGACCGCCCUGUCGGGGCCGUCGUGCCUUUCGCCAACCCGUUGGUUGAGGACAAGCAGGCCAAGAAGGUGCUCAAGAGCGUGAAGAAGGCUGCCGUCAACAAGUCUCUCAAGCGUGGUGUUAAGGAAGUCGUCAAGGCUCUCCGCAAGUCUCCUGUCCCCGCCGCCAACGCCAAGAUCGAUAUCCCCUCCGGCGUUGUCAUUCUCGCUGCCGAUAUCUCCCCCAUGGACGUUAUCUCUCAUAUCCCCGUUCUGUGCGAGGACCACGGCAUUCCCUACGUCUUUGUCACCUCCCGCGCUGAGCUUGGUGCCUCUGCUGCCACCAAGCGCCCUACCAGUGUUGUCAUGGUGACCCCCAAGUCCGGCAAGAACAAGAAGCUCGAUGAGGGUGCCGAUGGCGAGGACUUCGGCAAGGUCUUUGAGGAGUUGGCCAAGCUCGCCGAGAAGGAGUGCAAGGCUGCUAACGUCUAAAGACGCUGCUUAGCCUGUUCUUGCUUCACGCUUUGCUUUCUUCCCCACUUUCUGAUUACGAGUGGGUUCUCUUAUUGUACAGGGUUUUGUUCUUGUCUGAUAGGACUGUGCAUGUCUCUUUGGGGGUCCGGCCUUUGGGUUUCUUUUUUAUUUCCAUAUUUGCUAUACUGCAGUUCGGCGUUUUCUUGACGGUGUAUGAAAAAAAGGCAGGAAGACUUCCAAUGAGAAAUCACCCCAUGCGUCCAUGCAUGUUUUUAUCAUGCUCCUCGGUAUUCGUUAAUUCUUUGCUUUUCAAUGUCGAGCCAAGUGGGCCUCCAUGUGACUAUUGUGGAUUCGGCAGGGCAGAUAGUACGUGCCUCAAUCUCCGAUUAUUCAGUUCAGCUUGUGAAUUGGGUGGGUCUGAGCCCUGUUCUAUUUCAUAGUGACCAAACAAGGCUUCAGUCACACAGGUUGCCAUACGAAAAUGCAAGGUAACUCGAUACCUGACCGAAGGCCGAGGCCUCUAAAAAUGGUUACACGACGCCCGAGUUAGAGAACCGCUAGCCUGGAGGGUCAUUGCAGCAAUCGCAGGUAGUGUAGUGGCACAACAAGAUAGAAAUUUGCCAAAUG